GAAGAUAACUCUAAUUUUUCAUCAGUCGUUUACAUUCUGCAGGUUUACCUGAUACACUGAGAGUUCGACUAUUGAGGAUGUCUUGCACUUCGAAGAGAAGUAUGCCUAGGGAUGAAACGGAGGACUUACCUAUUUUAAGACUGACUAUAAAACGAUUAGAAGAUUUGGAAAAUGCAAAAACUAUGAAAGGAAAAGACCGACGAAAAUUAGAUAUUUCAGAGCUCGACAACCAAAUUUUAGCAAAUAUCAAAACUAUGGAAAAACAUUUUAGACAUUAUUUAGAGAGCAAUGGUUACAGUAAUAAUUCUGAGAUGUGGCCUUGUAUACACCAGUCACCAGUCUCGCCGGACCAAGAAGAAUCAUCACCUGUAAAUCUUUCAUUAAUUGAUGUUAUUAAUAAAUUAGAAAGUGACAUAAAACAUUUGGAAGAUGAUUGUCAAGAGUACAAACUCCGAAUACGGAGCUUGCAAGAGUCAGAAGAUAGACAUAUAAAAACCAUUAAUUGUCUUAGAAAAGAACUGCAGACUUCUGAAACUUGUCAAUAUAAAUUAUCUGAUGAAAUAGAACAUUUAAAACAGAAGAUAAAUCAGUUGGAAGAUAGGUUGUCUCUGAAAGCUGAGGAGAUGGACAGAACCAUCAAGGAAUAUGAAAGGAAUGAAGAGAGAUUAAAUACGAAAAUAAAAGAAGUUGAAGGAGACAUUCAGACCUACAGAGUAGCCCUUAUAAAUUUAAACACAAAACACACCCGUACAGAAGCAGAUUGUCUUAAGAUAGAAGGAGAAUGUGCAGAAAAAUGUAGAGAGGUCAGAAGAUUACAGCACCAACUUAAAGAUGUAGAAGAAAAACUAAAGAGGUAUCAAGAAGCAGCACAUAUAAUGAAUAAAACAAACUACGUUUCUGACCAGAAAGAGGAUAUUUUAGAAGAUAAACAAACUUUCUCAAUAAUACAAGAUGAUUUUAGAAAAUGUUCUGCUAAAUAUGAAAACAAAUAUGACGAGAUUUUGUCUUGUAUGUCAUCAUUGCUCGUGCAUCAAUGGAGUGAUACCAGGAAAUAUUUGGUGGCAAAAGGACACAAUGAGUACCAGAUAAUAAAUCUCCUUGGAAAAAUUAUGCAUGUGGCUUAUGUUGAAUGCAGAAAGAAACUAAAUAGAUGUGUCGAUCAAAAGCUAGAAAUGGAUAUGAUAAGAAGACAAACUAGUCACGAAUAUGAGUUCCCAAAACCACCUCGCUUGUUUGAUCUUUCCAUCAAGACUGUAGAGGCCAACUCCAAGUUAAUACUGUCAGAUAUAUACAAGAUUGUAGACAAAUCUUGGAUGUUAGAAUUUGACGAUGUUGACGUAUGUCGUGCAGUAGACAUAUUUAAAGAGUUGAGCAUAAUUACAUUUUGGAGAAUGGCUGCGAAAUUCAAAGAAGUUCGACUUGAUUGGAACUGCCUGAAAGACAAUACCAAAGACAUUCAAACAUCAGAUGCACAGAACGUUUUCUUGUGGCCUGGAGUUUAUGAAAUGAAGUCAUGAAUUUGUUUUUAUCAAAAAGAAAAAAAUACAUUUCCUCAUUUUAAUUUGUUGAUUUUUGUUUUGUUUUGCAAAUGUUAAUUAAAUUUCGAGAUUAAUUCUGAUUUACACAGAUUG
Saccostrea cuccullata (small rock oyster) is the source of this 1631-nucleotide messenger RNA. RefSeq names its product myosin-11-like. The record is from RefSeq and is a predicted model, not a curated record. Lineage: Eukaryota; Metazoa; Mollusca; Bivalvia; Ostreida; Ostreidae.